CACCUGCAAAUUCACGUUGUUUUGAUAUAGUUUAUUAGGGUUUGAAAUGGAUUGAAUUUGCAAACUUUUCCAGGGUUUUAUAGGGACUUGCACCUGCAAAUUCACGUUGUUUUGAUAGAGCUCACAAAGAUGGCACUUGGUGGCAAAAAGUGACCAGCACCUCCAAGUUUUUGGGUUUUGGACUGGGGUUUUGUGAAAAUUGGUGCUAGGGUUUUUAUCUCUUGCUCUAUCUAAGUCCCAACAAAUGGGGAAGCUCUCUACAUUGAUAAACUAUGUUAGGGUUUUCUCUUCUUCAAUGAACAGAUUAUCCUUUCAACAGCAUGUGCCGUAUGAAAACAGCUUGUGUAAUGGUUUCUGCAAGGUCUCUGGUCCAAAACCCAUGUUUGGGUUUUGCAGAGAAAUGGGAAGUCAAAGAAGUGGUGUCAUCUGUCCUUUUCAUAUGCGAAAUAAGCAGCUUAGAUUCAUGAGCCAGGAAGCAUUAGAGCCACAAAAGUUAACUACUGAUGAUGUUCAUUUGGGGGAUGGUGCUCAGGAGAAACCAAAGAGGAAGAAACUGAAGGGAAAGAGGGCAGUCAUAAAAUGGCUUAAGUUCUUUCGAUGGCAAAAAAAGAAGGAAUAUGAAAGGAUGACUGCUGAGGAGAAGAUUUUAUACAAAUUGAGGAAGGCUAGAAGGAAAGAAGCUCGACUCGCUGAAGCAUGGAAGAAAAUAGAGCCCAAGGAGGACUCUGGUGAACCAACUCAUGAUCCUGAGAUACUAACACCAGAGGAGCAUUUUUACUACCUGAAGAUGGGGCACAAGUGCAAAAACUAUGUGCCAAUUGGAAGACGUGGCAUUUUCCAAGGAGUGAUUCUCAACAUGCACCUACACUGGAAAAAGCAUCAAACUCUAAAAGUUAUUGUCAAAACUUUCACCCCUGAAGAAGUCCAGGAGCUUGCUAGUGAGUUGGCAAGAUUAAGCGGUGGAAUAGUGCUCGAUAUUCACGAAGGGAAUACGAUUAUUAUGUAUCGUGGAAAGAACUAUUCUCAGCCUCCAACAGAAAUCAUGUCCCCCAGGGUUACACUCUCUAGAAAGAAGGCCUUGGAUAAGUCGAAGUUCCGAGAUGGCCUACGAGCUGUUCGGAUCUUCAUUCCACGACUUGAACGAGAACUCGAGGUGCUCCAAGCCCAGAUGAAGAAGGAACACGAGCAAAGACUAGUGGCGCAAGAGGAAAAUCCAACUAUAGAGCUACAACAAUCUGUUGAGUCCGAAGCCUCAAACUCCAUCAAAACCUUCAACACUUCUAAAGAAGACUCGAUGCCUGAAUUCUCAGACCCAUCACUGGAAUCAGACUCUCUCUCUGACAUUUUCGAGUCAGACACUGAGUCUUGCUCUGAAGAGGGAGAGAAAGCUUUGUAUUUGGAUGAGAUUGAAGGGUUGCCAAGUGAUGAAGGGGAGGAAUCAGAUGACUUUGAGGAGCAUUUGCGUAGGAUUUCGGGUGACCGUAAAAGGAUGGAUUGGCCGGAAAAUGACAACAUGCCAGAGCUCGACGAGGUGGACAAGAUGUUCCUUCGAGCCGGCUCGCUUCUUAAGAAUAAGAGGAGUUGAUGGUUUGGAUUGUGUGAGGGCGUUUGGUGAGUAUUGUGGGAUUUGUUGGGAACUUUUUUUUGGGGUAUUUCAGUAAUUUGACAGGCUAGAUUUGGGAAAUGCUUGUGGUAAUGUGGAGUUGUAUUGUGUUCAUCUACUGAAGUCCGGGCAGUGUUCCUGUCAUCUAAGGUCUAGAGCGCAUUUACUAAGCAAGCACUGCUGAGGUUCGACUCGGACUCGGCCGGCUUUCUCGGACUCGGCCAGCUUUCUCAGACUCGGCACCUUGCCAAACCCAGUUCCUAGGUACAAUUCUGGUUAUAUAAAAAAAUUAUAUUUAUUUUGCUAAAUCGAUUUAUAAAUAUUUUUUUAUAUAAUAUUGAUUAUCCCACUAUGGUUUGUGAUUUUUUCUUAUCAUAUCUUAUAUUUUUCUAUUGUUAUUUUUUAAAAAAAAAUUGUAAGUUGUUUCUGGCUAUAAAUUAGAUUUUCCAUAUUACAUCUUUUAUAUAUAUUUUUUGGGAAGAUAUCAAUUAAGGUGUUGAAACACUUACAAAGUCAUUGAAGUGAUCAAAUGACCACAAUUAUAUUUGAGGGUUUGUUUUUUAAUUUCUAUUGAAAUAGAUACAUCUUCCAAAAAAAAAACUUGAGGAGUUUCCAAAUUGCUCAUAUUCGAGCUUAGGAAGCUUGAACAAUUAGGGACACUUUGACAAUUUCAUCGAGGCCUUAAUGUAAUGUCAUAAGUACUCCUUGUUUAGGGUUAGAAAUAAUUCUCUUGUAUUUGACAUAGAAAUAUAAAAACAAACAAUUAUUUCUAACCCUAAACAAGAAGGGUAUUAAUGACAUUAUGUUAAGGCCUCUUAGGAGUUGAAUUGUCAAAGCGCGCCUAAUUGUUCAAGCAGACUAUUAAAUGUAAUAAAUUGAUUUUGUAAAGGGUUUCAAACUUUUAUUUGAUAGUUUUCUUCUUUCUUUUUUUUUUGGACUUUUAUUUAUUUAAUUAAUUUUUUGAAACCGUUAGCCGUCAGUAUGGAGCCUAGGAUGUUAUGUUGAGGCACCUUUCCCUAGCAACCCAUACUCCCACCACCUUUUCCUUUUUUUGGACUUUUUACGAUAUUCAUUGUUUUAAGUUCGUUUUUUCUUACUCGUUUUUACUUUAAUUUUGCUUUUUUUGAUUUUUAUCCCUUUAUUGGGCUGGUACACUACAAAGGGCAAGUCCGCUUGGACUCGCUUGGCUUACUUUCAGCUCGAGCAAUGCUUGAGCCCCGGAGCCCGAGCCGAGUAAUUGAACCUUGCUACUAAGUUUACAAUUGUUUGUCGAACUAUCUUAUUUGAAGAGUGAAGGGACUGUAUUUGACUUUCAUCCCAAUAACGAGGAAUACCCAAAUACAAGUAUACAAAUAGGAGAGGGGCUGGCUUUCAAUCUUGCUAAUACGACCCACUGAUAUCUUCAAAAAAAAGUUAGCCCCCUGAUCUAUUUGAAAAAACAGGUAGGGCAUGUCUUCCCCACUGAAU
Messenger RNA from Amborella trichopoda, 3070 nucleotides. It is a transcript of the gene LOH1, whose product is annotated as RNA-binding CRS1 / YhbY (CRM) domain protein. The record is from RefSeq and is a predicted model, not a curated record. Lineage: Eukaryota; Viridiplantae; Streptophyta; Magnoliopsida; Amborellales; Amborellaceae. Gene Ontology annotation, molecular function: RNA binding.